UCGCCAUGCCUCAGCUGAGCACCUUCACGCGUCGGCUGCGCGCCUUCCUAGGCCUCCCCCACGACAAUGGACACUUCACGUGCCAUCCCGAGAACCUUAAAAAAGGCGAGAGGCUGAAGGUCCCCGGCGUCGUCAAACGCGAUGCUCAAGACAGGUCGUACGUCGACUGGAGCGAGUCGGCGUGGCAGGAGGUGGACCGGGACGGGUUCCUGGAUUUAGAAAAGGGCGUGACGGGCGAGACCCACUUCGCCGACAUACCGAGGAAGACCAUCGAUUCCAGGCUCAGCGAGGUGGAGGAGAAGGUGUGGAGGGCUGCGAACGCGGCGGAGGGCGACGAGACGGCACUCAGCGUCUCUUUAGCAGAGGACGUCUGGCAUCUUCUCACCGUGGACCUCUCCAUCGCCAAGCUCCUCCUGCUGGAGGCGACCGUCGAGCUGUUCAUGAUCGUAUCCUUCGCGAUGCUGAUGUUCGUGGUGGACAUCGCCGAGAGCUUCACGGAUGACCAGACCAAAGCUGAGCUGUUUAGGAGCAAACUGAUGUUGAGCCUGACUGCGGUGAGACUGAGCACGGAUUCCAUCUUCGGGUGGACGGGUAGGAGAGCCUCGUCCGGGAUCGAGGUGGCGAUCCUCGCCCUUCAGGGCUGGUUCCACUGGCUCCUGCUCUCCAUCGCGGGCGCGGUCAUCGUCGCCCGAGCGCUCAAACCCUUGCGCCAAGUCAUCUUCGCGCCAGACGCGUGCCUCUCCGACCAAGACUUGAGCGUUCGAAUGCAAGUCAUACGGCACUCGACGGUUACCCUGUAUAACCUGCAGUUCACCAUGAACCUCGUGGCGAAGGGCGGUAAGGCGUGGACCCUGCCGAUGUCGGUGCCCACGCUCGCGAGGUGGACGUCCGCGAUGCCGCUGACCAUCAAGCACGAAAUCGACGAGAACUCGCCGCUGCAUCCGAGCCGCGGCCUCCUCCAAGCGCUGAUGUACGUCCGCGUGUCGAUGUCCGCGACGGAUAACCACGGCAUCCCGGUGAACGCGGGGAUCGUAUACUACGACCCGGACUCGUUCUUCGCCCAGCGACCGGCGUUCUCGCGGGCGUUCGCGAAGCAGGGGUACCUCUUCCCCAGGCUCCUGCGAGGGAAAAAAUUCUGCGACCAGAUGCGGAUGUUCCGGGACGAGCAUAUGAACAUGAUCAAACCCGAGACGCUGCCGAUGUUGAUAUGCGACCUGGACAACAUGCCGCGGACGAAGGUGGACGAGAAGGCGACGGAGGCGCUGGCGCCUUACCAACACAGCAACGCGGUCAACAAAGUCGUCACCUUCGAAGGUAAAAGACCAUAGUAACUUAGCACUAGAGCGUUAUUUCGGGAGCGUUUCCCCCCGAGGAUCCACAUACCGGUAUCGCACGCCGCCGUUCGAAGACUCUUCAUCGCCACGCGGACCCCCGGAUGGGAAGCUCCGCGUACCUCACCUCCCGUUUCUUCCCACUCCCCGCCCCCGCCGCGCGCUUCUUCUUCAGGUACGCCGGCGUCCCGAUGGUCCUCGGCGAAAACGUGCACUCCUCAGCCUCCCGGCGCGCCUUCGCAGCCUUCUCCGCCUCGUACUCCGCCCUGGACCUGGAAAGCACGGAGCCCGGCGCCAACCCGAAGGCACCGCGAGUGCGCUGCUGAAACGUCGUCGCGCUCGACGGCGCCGGGCGCUCCACCGCGGACGCCGCCGGCGGCUUCGUCAGCAGGGAGGACCUGCCGCGGAUUCUGGACACCGGCAACGCCGGCGCGGGAGCCGGCUUCGUGACCGGCGGUCGUCUCGCCGUGACGUGCGCUUUCGUCUCGAACGAACUUCGCAUCCGAGCCGGCUGGGAGCCCGGCGCGCGCUCGGUCUCGUGCGACGCGAGGAGCGCCUCGAAAUCAUCAGCCUCGCGGUCCUCGCGUUUGCGCUUGUCCUUGUCGAGCUGGCACGUCUUCGCGACGGGAGCCGGGAGGAGCGUCUUCGCAUCCCCCGCCUUCUCCUCGGCGCCUCUCGACGUCGACGCGUUGGCGCCGAGCGAGGCGAGGGGCGCGCCGGUCGCCUCGCGUCUCUUUCCGCCGGGGCCCGGGGCGCCGCGGGGGGUGCCGAGGAACCUGCGAAUGUCUGCGUUCUCGUCCAGUCCGAGCAACCCGUCGUCGUCCGAGUCCGAAUCUGGCGCGAUCGCCGCCGGCGUCUUCGCCCCGGCCCGCGUUGGCUCGGUCGCGCCCACUCGCCGCUUCUCCGGGGACGGCGCGGACAUCUUCUCCGAGAAGAGCCUCACCGCGGGCGAUUCCGCGGAUUCAUCCACCUCGGUCGUCGUCGUCGUCGUCGUCGGGGGGGGGGGCGGCGGCGGGGUGUACUCCCCGUCCUUCGCGUUCGUCGCGGCGUUCAGCCUCGCCAGGGACGCGCGCAAUCGAGCCGCUUCCGCAGUCGACGAAACCGGCCUCGACGAAGCCGUCCUCGACUCCGUC
Micromonas commoda is the source of this 2464-nucleotide messenger RNA. RefSeq lists its product with no specific name. Bases 6 to 1328 code for a protein of 440 amino acids. Lineage: Eukaryota; Viridiplantae; Chlorophyta; Mamiellophyceae; Mamiellales; Mamiellaceae. The record is from RefSeq and is a predicted model, not a curated record. The transcript has a single exon.